CGCUGGAAAAGACACACAUCUGCUGUGGAGUGCUAAACCUGGCCGAAAUGACUGCCAAGAUAAUAGUAUUUCAUUUCUCUCCUAUUAUUCCCGGAGAGGAAAAGUCAUACAGCCCUUUUGUGUUUGAAUAUUUUUGCCUUCUCAAAUCCUAUAUGACGUUGCUAUCAAAGAUGUCCGAUACUACUUUUUUUUCCCAGACCGAUACUAUUACUACAACUCGAAUGUCGUCGUUUGUAUCUGAAGAUUUUUUUUUUUUUGGUUGAAAGGGACUCGAGUUAUCUAUUUAUGGACAGUAUGAAGUUUCAGUCGGACUGGAACCACAAAGCAAGGAGAUCAGAUAGCCUGCUCAUAAACGUGUGGAUGGAUGAUUCAUGUGGAUGGAAUGAGAGGAUAAUGAAGAUCUUUUCAUCUAUUGCUUCAGAUCACAAAGAUCGCAAAGACUUUAUUUGUUUGCGUUUUUUAGUCCAACAUCUGGUAGCCACACAAUUUGGACAACCGACUUCUCGGGAAUUUUAUUGAUAUUCUUCCUUUUUUGAUUCAAGACAUUACAGGAACCACUCAAGUGCUUCAGGUCAAAAGUCUUCUCAGUAUUUUUUUUAACUCAAACGCUCCCGUCCUCGUUCUCAUCCCUCGCAGUUGCGAUACAAGCAUGAAUAAAUUCAAUUAGUCGGGAUUCGGGGCUUAUUCCCGUGAGCUAAAGUGAGUUUAAUCUUCUGAAAGAGCUGAUUUUCCUCCUUGCCAGUGUUAUGUUCUGGCAGUGGCGGCAAUAAAUGAAAAGUUAAGCUUAUUCUUGGCUAGCAAUAAGAAGCUUAGUAAGGCUGAGGGGAAAGGAUGAAUACGGAAUCGCAUAGAUUUGCGAUAUUUUGUGUCUUGGUGUGUGUUGGAUUGGGGAAAACAGGAGCAAGGAUGCUUGUUUGGGAUUCUGGUUCCCCGUCCACUUGGACUUAGAUCGCAAACCAGCUGUAUUAUUCAUCAAGUAAUAAUUCUUCAAAUGUGGUCCGACUGGUAAGUUUGCUCAAUGCAGGAAAAUAAUUGUAGCCAGUUUAAAGGCCAAAGGGAUGACUCAGCAAACUGUCACAGCAAGCUGCUAGGCUCUUGGGUAUACAUGAGGACACAUUCACCUGAUGACCUUCGGUCGGUGCAGUAUUGCACUACGUCAUACCGAGAGGUGAUUUUGAUUCUGAAAAUGUUCGACUUCUCGCGGCUACGCCGUCGACUUCUGGAUACAAGGGGUGGAUCGCACAGGAUGUUGUCGCAGCACGUGCGGGCGACAAGAUCUGGCGGGACACGAAUAACAACACGUUCACCUCCGUUGCACCUCUAACCCCCCGCUGUGAGAGCUGCAUCUGAUCCAGAGGCACCUGAAGAAUUCACAACUCGGGCCAAAGAGGGACGGGACGGUUCUUGCCUCGUGCGCACCCCCCCCACCCUUGUCACCUGACCACUCCAAACGGCGCUUCCACGCGCAUAGAGAGAAAAGACGAGCUGCGUGGCGGUAAAUGUCAACAAACACGCGCGGCUGAACAGCAGGGGGGAGGAGAAAGAAGAGAGAAAAAAAUCUUUCUUUUUUUGCGCGCGUAAGUUGAGUCAAUCUUGAGCGGUCGGUCUCUCCACACAGACGCCGCCGCAUGCACGAUGAGGCUGGGAAGCAUCUUUUUAGUCGUGGCUCUUUGCUCCUUUAGCGCUUAUUAUAUUUACGAGCCCAUUCCUGAAAAUAUAGACGAGAGAUGGAAACUCAUGCUGACCGACACUUUCUUCAGAAGUCUCAGCCACCUGGCAGAUUUCAGUGAAUUAAUAGGUCUGAAGGACUACAUGGGAGUAAUGUACGUUAUCACCUUGCUUGAAAACAUCGCACCGGUUUCCGACGAACACAUCAACGUGACGGUGGAGGCGUUCGACGGGGUGGAGGUGCUGCUUUACCAACCCAAGCAGCAAAGUGGCGAGAUGGAGCUCAGGAGGGCUCUCAUAUACCUGCACGGCGGAGGAUGGUGUCUGGGGAGCUCACAUAUGGGCCCGUAUGAUUUCCUGGCCAGAAAAGUGGCUACUGAGCUAAACGCUGUCAUUCUCUCCGUAGAGUACCGCCUUGCCCCUCCUCACCACUUCCCUGUUCCGUAUGAGGACGUAUAUCGUGUUGUCAAGCACUUUCUCCAGAUAGACGUGCUCGCCCAGUAUUCUGUAGACCCGGGCCGAAUUGCGGUGUCCGGUGACAGCGCCGGGGGGAACCUGGCAGCCGCUGUGUCCCAACAGUUACUGAAGGACCCAACACAAAAGGUUCAGUUCAAAGCCCAAGCCCUCAUCUACCCUGUGCUCCAGGCACUGGACCUGAACACGCCAUCUUAUCAGCAGAAUCAAGACAUGCCCAUUUUACCACGUACCCUCAUGGUACGGUUCUGGAGCGAGUACUUCACCAGCGACAGGGCAUUUUUCAGAGCCAUGAUGGCCAACGCCCACAACAACCCAGAGUCUUCCAGCCUGUUGAAGUUCGUCAACUGGAGCGCCUUCCUGCCUGAAACGUAUCACGGAAAAUACAAUUACAGCGCCCCGGAAGUAGCGCAGGGAGAGGCGGGGCUAUCGUUUGAAUCUUUAUCCGACCCGAGGGCGUCCCCGUUGCUGGUUCCGGACGCGGCUUUGCGCGGUCUACCCAAAGCCUACAUCAUGACAUGCGAGUACGACGUCCUGAGAGAUGACGGGAUUAUGUACGCCACGCGACUGCGCGCCGCUGACGUGGAAGUGACGCACGAACACUACGACUCGGGAUUUCACGGAGCCAUUAUGUUCACCGUGUGGCCGACGGACUUCCGCAUCGGUCACCGCAUGACGGACAACUACAUCAAAUGGCUCAAGGAAAACUUGUAA
Messenger RNA from Syngnathus acus (greater pipefish), 2856 nucleotides. It is a transcript of the gene aadac, whose product is annotated as arylacetamide deacetylase. The record is from RefSeq and is a predicted model, not a curated record. The transcript has 6 exons. Gene Ontology annotation, molecular function: carboxylic ester hydrolase activity. The coding region runs from base 1636 to 2856 and encodes 406 amino acids. Lineage: Eukaryota; Metazoa; Chordata; Actinopteri; Syngnathiformes; Syngnathidae. Gene Ontology annotation, cellular component: membrane.